AUGGCCAAUUUAGACCCAAAUAACAUUGGGGAGGAUUGGCUCAAAGUCAGUGAGGCGCGUUAUGAUUCCAUGAAACAUCUGUUACAAUCAGUGAAGCAGGAUAUCGAUGCGCUGACACAAAAGAUUGAUUCCACACAAAAAUCACCUGUUCUUCAACGAGCGACUUACCCUCAGUCACAAACUUCAUCUCGUAUAGAUGAAGCUCAAUGUAUCACAAAUGCUGCUCAACCAACUGGGUCACUCCUAACACAAACCCAAACACCCCCAACGAGUACCACCAUAAAACCCUCGUUAUAUCAGCCAAAUCAACCGGAUUUACUGGCCAAUGUACAUCAGUCUACUUCCACUACCACUGCUAUCAAAACAGAUACUGAGUUCCCAGAGCUGGAUGAGAUGGAAGAAUACAUGGAUAUUCGGAUUCGCAAAGAACGGAAUCCGUUCAGUUUUGCACAAAAUCUAAUUGAUUGUAAUGUAGCCUCAUUGAUCAGUUCUGAUCUACCUGGAAGUGAUUCGGCCGGUGAUGGAGAAAACAAAACUUGGCGUUCCCCUUCCGACUUCAGUUUACGCGAUCCAUUUGAAGAAGAACAGUUGAAUCAAGAAUUUCAUAAUCAAACAAAUAUUCUCAACAGUUCCGGUCCAUCUGGAUUACAAAUGCAAAUGAAGGAAACAGACCUUGAUGAUGUUGAACCUGGUCCGUUUGAUCGAGGAAAUGAAUCUGACGGAAGUUUAUCACCAGCCGUGUCGCCUACAUUUGAAAUUUACGCUGCCGAAACCGUUCAACUAAAAGACAUGCUUCUAUCUAAUGAGGAAACGGUCGCACUGGGAUUAAAACCGGAAGAACCUUUGGAGAAAAAUACAGCGGUGGAAGAUUAUCAGGUUUAUGAAAACGGGCAUUCGUUGACUACAAUAGAUGAAGCAUCGGAAGAAGUAGAAGAUGACUGGUCAUCAUCUGAAUUGGAUUCCUCUUUGGAUAGCAACGAUGAUAAGAGAGAUCACAUGGCUGCAAGACACUCGAGCAAACGUUCUACAGACGGUGAGUCACCUGCCAAGAAAGCGAUCAAUAAUAGUUUUAAAUCCGCCGAGACGCCCUCAGAUCAACCACAUGAUGAAAUACUUAGUUGUCAAUCCCGAACAGCCACACUGAAGAAGGAAGAAAUACCAAAACCAGAAGAAAAUUUUGUGUUUGAUUCAAGCGAGACUAAACUGUUAGAGGUAAAUCAAAAAACGGUUGAGGCUGUGGUUCUUCGACCAAAGCGUAUCGAUGCAGAAGCAGCUUCACCAAACAAACAGCGACAUUCGCAGCGACCAACUUCAAUGGGAUCUCUCCGCAGUACUCUGAAACAGAUUGAGAAGUCUCCCACUGGAUCCUUACACUCUGUUAUUUCUGCUUUCAGUCAAGAAAGCAUGAUCAGUGAGGCGGACUCAUAUGUGACUGUGUGCAGUCGGUUUGCAACCACUGGAAGUGAUGAUAUUUAUACGACUGCAUGUAGUGAUUCCGAACUUCCUGUUUCACCGGGAAGAGUUGGUGGCUCUGCAGACGAUGAAUGCCUCACACUAUCCCGUAAACGGACAAAACUGGCUCGCGAUCAACGUUCCCGAGCUCGGGAACGCCGAGUAGACCGUCUAUCAUCUUCCUCGUCAAACUCAUCCAUUGAGGAACAAGAGAGUCCCCUGACCCCAGAAGGAGAUCGGCACGAACAUGAGCAAAGAGCUGAUGAAACGCUGAUACGAACUCCUCAGGCGCUUAUUGUAACCCCGAAAUUUUCCCGUCUACCAUCAAAAUUAGCCUCACCUAAUGAUAUAUCACAUAACGCUGAUGAUGGAAACCAUCCUGUUGAUCAAGUGUUGAUUGACAGAGAUUCAACAUCCCAAUUCGUCGGUAAGUCAAUGUUUGCUUGA
Molecule: messenger RNA, 1899 nt
Organism: Echinostoma caproni
Lineage: Eukaryota; Metazoa; Platyhelminthes; Trematoda; Plagiorchiida; Echinostomatidae
Source: the annotation of a GenBank genome assembly